AUGAAUAUUGACAUUAGAAAUCUGUUUUUAUCACCUGCACCACCAGGACCAAUCGUCCCGGUACAUGAACUUUUUAGGACAGGCCUUAUCAUCACCCUGUUUAUCGUAACGCUUUUAGCUUGUUCGUUUGCAUUAUUACUUCGGCGUAUAGCGAAUACAACCACCGGUUUCUGGCCAGUACUUUCUCUGAUUUCUGUAUUUGGUGGUGGUGUAUUUUUGGCGACAUGUCUUUUAGACCUGUUACCGGACGCAAAGGAAAGUCUUGGAAAAAUUGAAAAAAUGCAGAAGAUCAUUUAUUCCUAUCCAGUUAUGGAAAUAUUAGUAGCCUUUGGGUUUCUGAUGGUGCUUUCAAUUGAACAGAUUACUGUAUUUAUCCGAGAAAAACAAUGGCAUGGUUCCACAGAUAUGGGCAAUUUAAUUACGGGACAUCACGAUCACAAUGAACUAAAUUCUGAACUCUUAAAUUCUUACUCAGAAUACGAAAGUGAAAAUAACCAACAGUUAUUGACGCAGUCUCAAUCAACGGUACGAGUUGUUUUGCUAGUGAUGGUACUAUCAUUGCAUGCUGUGUUUGAAGGCCUAUCAUUAGGCCUUGUUGGUGGUAUGAAUGAAAUUAUACAGAUUUUCUUCGCGCUACUUCUGCAUAAAAUAGUUAUUGGCUUUUCACUUGGAGUUCGUCUUGUGCAGAGUGCUUUAAGUUUUACAACGGCAUUAUUGUGCUCGAUUGUCUUCGCUGCGCAGAUUAUUAUCGGAGGCUUUGGUGGUAUCGCUAUCCUGGAUUUCGUCAGCCGUGGAUCACCACUUACUGCUUGCGUAGUUUCUUUCAUUGCACAAGCAACAGCAUGCGGAACAUUUCUGUACAUAACUUGUUUCGAAAUAUUGCCGCACGAAUUUCAUCAACGUGAACUUCGUAUCGCAAAACUCCUUUCAUUGGUUGCUGGAUUUGCCCUUAUUGCGAGUCUGAUAGCUUUAUUUCCCAAAAGCUAA
This is a messenger RNA of Cercopithifilaria johnstoni, 987 nucleotides long. Lineage: Eukaryota; Metazoa; Nematoda; Chromadorea; Rhabditida; Onchocercidae. The record is from the annotation of a GenBank genome assembly.